AUGCUCCCUCUCCUCCUCCCUCUCCUCCCUCUCCCCUCCUCCCCCUCUCCUCUCCCCCUCUCCUCCCCCUCUCUCUCCCCCUCUCCUCCUCCCCCUCUCCUCCCCCUCUCUCCCCCUCUCCUCCCCCUCUCCUCUCCCCCUCCCUCCUCCCCCCUCUCCCUCCUCUCCCCCCUCUCCUCUCCCCCCUCUCCUCUCCCCCUCUCCUCCCCCUCUCCUCUCCCCCUCAUCCUCUCGCCCCCCUCUCCUCUCUCCCCCUCCUCUCUCCCCCUCCCUCCUCCCCCCUCUCCUCUCCCCCUCUCCUCCCCCUCUCCUCUCCCCCUCUCCUCCCCCUCCUCCUCCCCCUCUCCUCUCCCCCUCUCCUCUCCCCCUCUCCUCCCCUCUCCUCCCCCUCUCCUCUCCCCCUCUCCUCUCCCCUCUCCUCUCCCCCUUCUCACCUCUCCCCCCUCUCCUCCCCCUCUCCCCCUGUCCUCUCCCCCUCUCCUCUCCCCCUCUCCCUCCCCCUCUCCUCUCCCCUCUCUCCUCUCCCCCUCUCCUCUCCCCCAUCCCUCUCCCCUCCUCCCCCCUCCUCUCCCCCUCCCUCUCCUCUCCCCCCUCUCCUCUCCCCUCUCCUCCCCCUCUCCUCUCCCCCUCUCCUCUCCCCCUCUCCUCUCCCCCUCUCCUCUCCCCCUCUCCUCCCCCUCUCCUCCCCCUCUCCUCUCCUCCCCCUCUCCUCUCCCCCUCUCCUCCCCCUCUGCAGUGAGCAUAUAA
Knipowitschia caucasica is the source of this 747-nucleotide messenger RNA. The record is from the annotation of a GenBank genome assembly. Lineage: Eukaryota; Metazoa; Chordata; Actinopteri; Gobiiformes; Gobiidae.